AUGCCGAAGCACUUUCGAAACCGACACACUGCCUCCGAUCCUCUCCUAGACCGGUCGGCUUAUCUGUCCCUCUUGAGUCCGACUGUCUCGAUAAAUGAGCAACCUGGAAGGCAACCUGGAGAGAGGGUCUACUUCCUGUGGAACGCCAGCCGAAAUCAUGGGCUGGCCGUUGUCGAAAAUCGACCAUCUUGGACCGGAGAGCGGUCACCGACGCGAAAGCUGGUCAAGGAUAUGAACGGAUCCUGUAGGCCGUCCUCUUCCCAAGAACUCUCGGAUAGCGACGCCGAAAAGGAGAAAGGCGUCAGUUCGUCGGCAGCUUUCCAAGUUGAGAGAGCUGUAUCGGAGAGGAAGGUGAUGGAAUGGAGUUAUGUCAACCUCCGCCGGCGCGCGUUAACAAAGAAACAUGCGACGUCGCACGGUACCGGAAAUACCCGAUUCGCCCACCACAACAUCGUCAACACCAACGUGGCAUAUCGAGCUUCUCCACCGAGUAAUGCCCAAACAGGAGUGUUGUUGGUGUUGGCGUCGUCAAGGUUGGCGUGGACGGGUACGGGGGGGUUUCAUUUGGUGGGGUAUUCGUUGGGGGGAGGGCUGGCGGUGGCGUUUGCGAGGUACUUUGCGGGGGUGUUGAGGUCGCUUGUGUUGGUGGCGGGGUGUGGGUUGAUCAGGGAGGAGCAUGUGAGCUGGAAGAGUCGGGUGUUGUAUUCGACGGGGGUGUUUCCCGAGGGGGUGCUGCAGUGGUUUAUUAGGCGGCGGCUGAUGCCUCGGAGGGAGAAGGGGGUUGCGGUGACGGAGACCAAGAUGGCGGCGGAGGUGGUGGGGGUUAAGGAUAGGGAUGGGGAAUGGCAGAAGAAUAGUGAUGCGAGCGGGGGGCAGUCGUUUGAUAAUGCGGUGUUGUUGGCGCGGAGGCCAGAGCAUACCGUUUCUACGGUCAUGGAGUGGCAACUGAGGCAUCACCAGGGGUUCAUUCCGGCGUUUGUGAGCAGUAUACGGUACGCUCCCAUUUACGGGCAGAAGGAGGAUUGGUAUGCAUUGGGGCAGCUGCUGGCAGCGAGGAGAGAGAGAUCCGUGUGGGACCACACAACGGACGAGUUACCCGGGCUUCGAGGGGGGAAGAUCCUGCUCGUUUUGGGCUCGUCGGACCUGGUGAUUGUGAAGGAGGAAUUGUUGCAUGAUGCCACGGCUGUGUUGGGUGAGGAUGGUUUCGAGGCGGUGGUGUUAAACGCUGGCCAUGAGCUGAUCAUGACCAAGAGCGACGAGGUAGCAGCCGUGUUGGUCAACUUUUGGAGCCGCUUGCCAGACGAGGAGGAAUGA
Molecule: messenger RNA, 1314 nt
Organism: Chaetomium globosum CBS 148.51
Lineage: Eukaryota; Fungi; Ascomycota; Sordariomycetes; Sordariales; Chaetomiaceae
Exons: 4
Coding region: 1-1314 (437 amino acids)
Source: RefSeq, a predicted model, not a curated record